AUGCCGCCUAUUUCCGUAUGGAUACACAUUCCACCACGGGAUCCCGAUUUCUACUAUGAUAUCAAGUUCAACGGAGUGAGGCACACGUUCUUAUAUCCGUAUUUCUUUGUGUGGGCGCAAAAGCCAAAGCCAAUCCAUUUUGUGGCCCCAAAGGAGCACGAGAGAAAUGCAUGCAAAGAGUUUCUCGUGUCGUUGAAGAGCUGUUGUCAGGGACGAGUGAUUGAUGGCUUCGAAGUUGAUGGCGGGGCU
Molecule: messenger RNA, 249 nt
Organism: Mesorhabditis belari
Lineage: Eukaryota; Metazoa; Nematoda; Chromadorea; Rhabditida; Rhabditidae
Source: the annotation of a GenBank genome assembly